Molecule: messenger RNA, 250 nt
Organism: Sceloporus undulatus (fence lizard)
Lineage: Eukaryota; Metazoa; Chordata; Lepidosauria; Squamata; Phrynosomatidae
Product: ATP synthase subunit epsilon, mitochondrial-like
Exons: 2
Coding region: 1-243 (80 amino acids)
Biological process (GO): proton motive force-driven mitochondrial ATP synthesis
Cellular component (GO): mitochondrial inner membrane
Molecular function (GO): proton-transporting ATP synthase activity, rotational mechanism
Source: RefSeq, a predicted model, not a curated record
AUGACUUUCUUCCUAGGCCACCCACCAGUUGUCUGCCUGGGCACCUCUUCCACAGCCAUUGGCUGGCCAGGCGAGGGCAUAGGCAUAAAGUGGGGGUACUGGAGGCAGGCCGGGCUCAGCUACAUCCGAUACUCCCAAAUCUGCUCCAAGGCAGUUAGAGAUGCACUGAAACCACAAUUUAAAGCAGAGCCAGAGAAAGUGGCAGGAGCCAAUGUAAAAAUAGUAAAACCUAAAAAGGAAUGAUACAGAA